AUGUUUGGAGAUUUCUAUAGCACCCCUGAGCCGAACAGAACCGACCCGAACGGAACCGAGCCUCCCGCACAGGUCACCAUGCUGUCAGCCCGCACUCUGAUCGCUGGGGUGUUCCUCUUCAUAAUCAUGAUAUCAGGGAGCUGGAACCACAACGCCCUGGGCCCAGGAUGUCACCUCCACUCCUUCAACGUGACGAUAAGGAGUGACCGGCGUGGGACUUGUCGUGGAACGCACGUGGCCCAGGCCUGCGUGGGGUUCUGCGAAUCCAGCGCCUUCCCCUCCAAGUAUUCAGUCCUGCUGGCCAGCAACUUCCAACACAACAUCACCUCCGUGUCCCAGUGCUGCACCAUCAGCAAGAUGCAGAAGAUUAAGGUCCGUCUGCACUGUGAAGGGGCGAGGCGAGAGGAGAUCGAGAUCUACACUGCAGAGGCCUGUCAGUGUGACAUGUGCAGACUGUCCCGCUACUGACAUGGAG
Messenger RNA from Acipenser ruthenus (sterlet), 475 nucleotides. RefSeq names its product glycoprotein hormone alpha-2. Gene Ontology annotation, cellular component: extracellular region. The coding region runs from base 1 to 468 and encodes 155 amino acids. The transcript is spliced from 5 exons. Gene Ontology annotation, biological process: cell surface receptor signaling pathway. Gene Ontology annotation, molecular function: hormone receptor binding; hormone activity. Lineage: Eukaryota; Metazoa; Chordata; Actinopteri; Acipenseriformes; Acipenseridae. The record is from RefSeq and is a predicted model, not a curated record.